AUGCGACACCCUUGCACCGUUGUUGUUGUCGUCACGGUAAUUUUGUUUUCUCCGACGGGAGUGAGAGAAGUUUCGCUUUUCACCUGUACGAUGUGCUGGAUCCCACUGUGGGCGCUGAGAGCGUGGAGCGGAACGAUGGCAAGCUUGCAGGAACUGUCUCGCGUAAAAAGUGGAGGGCCUUUUGUUGUGCAACUAGUGGGAGAUGGUUGUGGUUCUCUCCUCCUUCUAGUUUUUGGUGGUUGUUCUGUCGUUGUGUGUGUGUUUCCUGUGUGGAUGCCGUUUUGCAGUGCGUGCAGUGUGCGAGUUGUGCCUGCCGCGGGAGGUCGCAUCAUUACCGCGCACGCAACGGCGACGCUGCGACGAUGUGUGUGUGUGUGUGUGUGUCUUUUUGCUGCACCUCUUUCUAUUUCCCCUUUGCCUUUCUCUUCUCCGCUCUGUGCGCAGAUCUGCUUACCGACUUCAGCCACUCUAAUACUAAUAAUACUACUACUGCUGCUGCUCGCACGUGUACGCGGAAAACGAUGA
Trypanosoma cruzi is the source of this 525-nucleotide messenger RNA. RefSeq lists its product as uncharacterized. The transcript has a single exon. The coding region runs from base 1 to 525 and encodes 174 amino acids. The record is from RefSeq and is a predicted model, not a curated record. NCBI's taxonomy places the organism in Eukaryota, Euglenozoa, Kinetoplastea, Trypanosomatida, Trypanosomatidae.